Sphaeramia orbicularis (orbiculate cardinalfish) is the source of this 2818-nucleotide messenger RNA. It is a transcript of the gene lrrc4ca, whose product is annotated as leucine rich repeat containing 4C, genome duplicate a. The transcript has 3 exons. Gene Ontology annotation, biological process: modulation of chemical synaptic transmission; synaptic membrane adhesion; regulation of axonogenesis. The coding region runs from base 870 to 2816 and encodes 648 amino acids. Gene Ontology annotation, molecular function: cell-cell adhesion mediator activity. Gene Ontology annotation, cellular component: glutamatergic synapse; plasma membrane; postsynaptic density membrane. Lineage: Eukaryota; Metazoa; Chordata; Actinopteri; Kurtiformes; Apogonidae. The record is from RefSeq and is a predicted model, not a curated record.
UUGAGCAGAGACUGCUGCUGUAGCAGGAAGGACGCGGCAGCAGCAGCAGCAGCAGCAGCAGCAGCAGCAGAGGCAGGAACACCACCACCACCACUCACUGCUGCUCCAUCACUCAGUACCUCCAACAGAACUGGAGACAAGGUGGACACGAAGAAGCAGACGCACAGGAAAUACACACCAGGAUCACAACAACUCUCCAAUGCCACCAGCAAUAUGAUUUUUUUGGAAUAAUUUCUCUUUUUCUUUCAUUCUCUUCUUUCCAUUUAUUACCCUUUCAUCUGUUUGAUUUGAAGGGGUAUUUAUGCCAAGGCAAAAACGUGGCUUGAAUCAGAAUUCCUCUACAGGUCAGACAGUUGUACCAGCAGAAGACUUCAUCACACAUUAUUGCGAAUCUUCUGAGUACUUGUUGUCUACGAUCUCCAGUUUUGUUUUGUUUUUUUUAGUGCGGCUGGGUUUCAUCCCAUGGAAAAAAAAACAAAAGUACUUGUUGGUGAUGAAGUGUAGAAAUGUCAAGGUGUGUUCCACAAUAGGCCUCUGCAAUUUUUACUUCCCCUGCAUUGCUAUUCUUUGAGUUGUUUUUUUUUUUUUUUCGUGAAUGUGGGGCAACUACAAAGACAAGAAAAAAAACAGAAUAAGCAUCAUCUGUUUUACAACAUACCUACAAAACUGCCUCGGGUCCACUGGUUCUGAAUUUGGUGAAUUCCUGCUGAGGGAUGCCCAUGGCUAAGAAGUGAAACAGAGUGGGCCAGCGUUACAGUGGAUUGGACGUUAAGAUGAGAUUGAUCAGAACCCCUUGGAACUCUGACUGAAUUGGCAGUGUGCCCGUAAUCCUCUUUCCAAAGAGUGGAAGACCAGUCAACGAAUUAUGAAUGUUAAACAAGAUGACCUCCUCUCAGCAGCAGCAGAUGAUGCGAGGUCCUAGGUGGAACCGGGCCUUGUCCGACCCUUUGUUUGUGCUGCUCCUGGCCCUCCAGCUGCUGGUGGUGGCGGGGUUGGUACGUGCUCAGACGUGUCCCUCCGUCUGCUCCUGCAGUAACCAGUUCAGCAAAGUCAUCUGCACUCGCCGGGGCCUACGGGAUGUCCCUGACGGCAUCUCCACCAACACCCGCUACCUGAAUCUGCAAGAAAAUCUCAUUCAGGUCAUAAAGGUGGACAGCUUCAAGCACCUGAGGCAUCUAGAGAUCCUGCAGUUGAGUAAAAACCACAUACGUAAAAUUGAGCUGGGGGCUUUCAAUGGACUGGCCAGCCUCAAUACCUUGGAGCUCUUUGAUAACCGCCUGACUACCAUCCCAAACGGGGCUUUUGAGUACCUGUCCAAACUAAAGGAGCUUUGGCUGAGGAAUAACCCCAUAGAGAGCAUUCCCUCCUAUGCUUUCAACAGAGUGCCCUCAUUACGGCGCUUGGACCUCGGGGAGCUCAAACGUCUCUCCUACAUAUCUGAGGGGGCCUUUGAAGGGCUGAGCAAUCUGCGAUACUUAAAUCUGGGAAUGUGCAAUUUAAAGGAAAUUCCCAACCUUAUCCCCCUGGUGAAGCUGGAUGAAUUGGAGAUGUCGGGGAAUCAGCUAUCCGUCAUCCGGCCCGGCUCGUUUAAAGGGCUCAUACACUUGCAGAAACUUUGGAUGAUGCAUGCUCAGAUCCAGACCAUAGAGAGAAACUCCUUUGACGACCUGCAGUCACUAGUGGAGCUUAAUCUAGCCCACAAUAACCUUACCCUUUUGCCUCAUGAUCUCUUCACUCCUUUACAUCACCUGGAGAGGGUACAUUUGCACCACAACCCAUGGAAUUGUAACUGUGACAUUCUGUGGCUCAGCUGGUGGCUUAAGGAGAUGGUACCGGCAAACACCAGCUGCUGCGCCCGCUGCAGCUCACCUUCCCACCACAAGGGGCGAUACAUCGGUGAGCUCGACCAGAACUACUUUCAUUGUUAUGCUCCAGUUAUUGUGGAGCCUCCCGCGGAUCUUAACGUGACUGAGGGAAGCGCUGCCGAGCUGAAAUGCAGAGCCAGCUCUUUGACCUCGGUAAGUUGGAUUACACCGAACGGUUCCAUCAUGACCCACGGCGCGUACAAGGUCAGGAUAUCGGUGCUGAACGACGGCACUCUGAACUUCACCAACGUUACCAUGCAGGACACCGGUACAUAUACGUGUAUGGUGAGUAAUUCCGCAGGUAACACCACGGCAUCUGCCACGCUCAACGUCUCGUCAACGGAGAACAGCAGUUUCAGCUACUUCACCACAGUGACAGUGGAAACCAUAGAAACGCCGCAUAACGAAGGCAUGACCACUACUGUGCAACGGAAAGCUGACCCUACCCCGUCUCCUGGCACGUGGGAGAUUGUUUCGCCCACUUCCACGACUACGACGACACCCCGGACGACAAUUUCCACCCAUGUCACGGAGAAGACUUACACAAUUCCGGUCACGGAGUUCGGUGGGGAGGGCUCACUGAACGGUUUGGAUGAGGUUAUGAAGACGACCAAGAUCAUAAUUGGCUGUUUUGUUGCGAUCACACUCAUGGCAGCCGUCAUGCUGAUUAUCUUCUACAAGAUGCGCAAACAGCACCACCAGCAGAACCACCACGCGCCGACACGCACUAUUGAGAUCAUCAACGUGGACGAGGACUGCGUAACGGGGGGCCCGGGCAUGGAGGGUCACCUGACUCUGCCGCCUCUUGAGCACGAGCACCUCAACCACUAUAACACUUACAAGACUGCAUACAACCACGCUUCCACUAUCAACUCCAUACACAGUUCCGCGCACGAACCUUUGUUAAUUCGGGCCAGUUCGAAAGACAAUGUACAAGAGACCCAAAUCUAAAA